AUGAGCCUGAAUAAUGAUCUGGGAGGCGCAGAGGAAGACCUCGAGGAGUGCGGCGGCAAAGAUGUCAAGGCAGUACUUGAGGUCGAGGCGGAGGCGGAGGGCAGUAUUGUCGAAAGUGUUGCGGAAGCGGGAGAAGAGCGACACCACCGCGGCGAGGAGGGAGUUGGUGGCGGCGAUGUCCCCCGCGUUGACGGCAGUGCCGAGGGAGGACACGAUGGACGGGAGGAGCGACUCCCACCUGGUUGGGAAAUCGGAGGUCGCGGCGGCGGCGAGGGCCCCGGAGAGCUGCGCCUGGAUGAGGGGCGGGGCGGGGCGGUGAGGAGGAGCUGGAGGAGGUGCGCCUUGAUGAUGGCGCAGUCGGAGGCGGGGAGGUGGUCGUCGGCGGGCUUGGGCCACCGGCGGCGGAGCAGGUUCUUGAAGUGGACGGAGGCAGCGAGGCGGGGCUGGAGGUCGUGGCGCGGGGAGGCGGCGAAGCCGAGGAACGCGAGCGCGAAGCCCGGGGAAGAGGCGGAGGAGGAGAUGCUCUGCUCGGCGGCAAGGCGCGCGGCGGCGUCGCGUGAGAGCGACUGCGCGAACUAG
This is a messenger RNA of Miscanthus lutarioriparius, 579 nucleotides long. Lineage: Eukaryota; Viridiplantae; Streptophyta; Magnoliopsida; Poales; Poaceae. The record is from the annotation of a GenBank genome assembly.